This is a messenger RNA of Sabethes cyaneus, 846 nucleotides long. RefSeq names its product lysozyme-like. Gene Ontology annotation, molecular function: lysozyme activity. The transcript has 2 exons. The record is from RefSeq and is a predicted model, not a curated record. Bases 1 to 441 code for a protein of 146 amino acids. NCBI's taxonomy places the organism in Eukaryota, Metazoa, Arthropoda, Insecta, Diptera, Culicidae.
AUGAGUAGGUUCAUCACUUUAGCAGCCAUUAUUGCCGCCCUGGCCGUUAUGUUUCCCGCCCAGACACACGCCAAGGUCUUCGGCGAAUGUGAGCUGGCACGCUUGCUGCGUACUAAGUAUGGUUUCGACAAGGCAAAGGUGAACAACUUCGUUUGUCUGGCCAAGGCCGAAAGUUCGCUGAGCACUACCGCCACCAAUCUGAACACCAAUGGUUCCCGAGAUUAUGGUCUGUUCCAGAUCAACAACAAAUACUGGUGCAGUACUCCCGGGUACAAAUCGGCCUCGAACGAUUGCGGCGUCGCUUGCUCCGCUCUGAUGACCGACGAUAUUACCGCGGCGGUAAACUGCGCCAAAAAGAUCUUCGCCCGACAUGGAUACUCGGCCUGGUAUGGAUGGAAGGCCAAAUGCCAGAGUGGAGUCAAGGAUCUUUGGUCGUGUUAAAAAAAAAUUCGUUUUUUUUUCAUCAGUUGUCCAUAAACAAUCCAUUUUACAUCUUAUAAUUCAACUGUAUUUUCCAGGUUAAUUUUUUUUGUGUAUAUCAUGGAUGAAUGCCAAAGCGGAAUAAAUUAAAAUGCGUGUUUUAGCCGAGCUAAUCGCUUUAAAAUUUUAAUAUAAUCGGUAGAUCAUAUUUGUUCAUGUUCCAUGCAUUUUACCGGUAUAAAAGCGCAAAUCAAGGCAAAAUUUUAUUGUUUCCAAUGAAUAAGUUUUUUAAAAUAUCGAAAUUCGGUAGUAUUCGGUAUGGCAAACGCUUUUCUAAAAAUAAUGCACAAUUUAAGAAUGACGAAUCAACUUAGUUUUUCAAUAAACUUCCGUUUUACUAGUCAAACGCCAGAACGCUUAUCGGGU